Molecule: messenger RNA, 3141 nt
Organism: Aspergillus sclerotioniger CBS 115572
Lineage: Eukaryota; Fungi; Ascomycota; Eurotiomycetes; Eurotiales; Aspergillaceae
Product: NRPS-like enzyme
Exons: 3
Coding region: 1-3141 (1046 amino acids)
Source: RefSeq, a predicted model, not a curated record
AUGUUACAUGCAUGUACCCUCGAGUCCGCGCUUCUCAAAGGAGACAGCAAAGCAGAGAUCGUCCACAGGCUGCCCCCAAGCCCACCAGCGGAGGAAUCUUACGCCUACUACACCAUUGACGAUGUCUUGAGAAGUCUCGUGCGGGACGCACCCGAUGAGCCCCUCGUGGGCUACCCACAGAGUGCGCAUGGAGUCACCGAUUACGUUUACUACACCCCGCGCGAUCUGGACAGAUUCGCCAAUGGUGCUGUCAAACAAUACAAGAAGGCCGGCCUUGCAGAGUUCGCCCACCCGACCGAGAACCGCGUUGUCUCUAUCCUCGGACCCUCCAACCUCGAUUAUAUUGUGUCACUAUUUGCAUUGUCCCGCAUGGGCUAUGCUGUUUUGUUAUUGUCGACCCGUCUGAGCACUGAGGCUUAUAUCAAUCUUCUCGAACGCACCAACUGUACCAAUAUUGUGCAUGCCCAGGGCAAUGCCAAAGCAGUCGGACAGAUGAUGGGGAAGUCUUCAGUAGCUGCAUUUGCAAUUCCAGAAUUUGCGAACUAUUCCGAAGAAGUGUGGCAACCAAAUACUGCACGAGAUGGAACAGCGCAAGAGAGUCAGAAGUGGGCUUUUAUCAUCCAUUCGUCUGGCUCUACCGGCCUUCCCAAACCAAUCUUCCAGACCCAUGGUGCUUGCAUCUCCAACUACAGUACGAGCAAAGGCUAUCGAGCGCUACUGACAUUGCCACUAUUCCACAACCACGGCCUCUCCACCUUCUUCCGCUCCCUUUUCAAACGAAAGCGUAUAUCCAUCUACAACGCUAAUCUUCCACUGACCGGGAAUAACGUGUUGGAAGCGAUGAAGGUCACGGCCCCGGAGAGUUUUCAUGGCGUGCCAUACGUCUUGAAGCUGCUGUGUGAGACCGAAGGAGGAACCCAUGAGCUAGCCAGGUGCCAGCAGGUCCUCUUUGGAGGGAGCAGCUGCCCGGAUGAUCUUGGUGAUCGGCUAGUGAAUGCUGGAGUCCGAUUGAUCAGCCACUACGGAGCGACCGAGCUUGGGCAAUUGAUGACAUCUGCGCGACCCCUGAAAGACAAAGCCUGGAAUUAUCUUCGGCCACUGCAGUCUGUUGAGCUAUUCUUGAGAUGGAAACCUCUUGAAGAUAAUUCUUAUGAAUGCAUUGUUCUCGAUGGUCUCCGAUCCAAAGUCAGUUCCAAUUCAGACGACCCUCCAAAUUCUUUCCACACGCGGGAUACCUUCCUCAAGCACCCUACGAUACCUAAUGCCUGGAAGUAUCUAGGACGCAUUGACGACCGAGUCACUCUGAUCAAUGGGGAGAAAGUUCUCCCAGUGCCGAUCGAACAUCGUAUCCGACAGAGUGUCUACGUACAAGAUAACCUCGUGUUUGGGGUUUCCAAGCCCAUUCCGGGCUUGAUCGUGGUGCCCAGUUUGGCAUGCCACAGUCUCUCAUCUGACGAGAUUCUGGAUCGUAUCUGGCCAGACAUUGCUGCAGCGAAUCAAAAUUCAGAGGCGUUCAGUCAAAUAUCGCGGAAUAUGGUCAUCAUCUUGGACCACAGCCAGUCUUAUCCAAUGACCGACAAGGGAACCAUGAUUCGCAACCGCUGCUAUAUGGAGUUUAGUGAUUUGAUUGAAGCGGCGUACACGCGCCUCGAAACUGGAGCUGAAAGCAAUGAGAAUCGCCGCGCUUUGGAACUGCCUGAGCUGGAACAUUUUCUGCUGGAUCUGUUCCGUACUGACCUUGGAUUGUCUGAUAUUAAGGUCGGCACAGAUCUGUUUGAGGCUGGUGUAGACAGCUUGCAGGCCAUCAAGGCGCGUGCUAUCCUCCAGUCGCAAAUUGACGUUGGAUCUGCCACCCUCGCACACAAUGUCAUCUUUGACUGCGGAACAAUCAGAAAGCUGGCCGCACAUUUGUAUGCAGCACGGACAGGAGAGGCCUGGGAUUCGGAGGAUGAGUUAGACGCCAUGUCUCGGUUGAUCACACAAUACUCGACGUUUGUCAACAGGCCAGCUAGUGAGCAAGUUGUCCUUCUCACGGGCACUACUGGCUCUUUGGGGGUAUACAUCCUCUCACGACUUCUGCAGCAAUCCUCGGUGAAGAAGGUAUUCUGCCUUGUACGUGCGAGCUCUGUACCCAACGCGUUAGACCGCGUUCUAUCGAGUUUAUGUUCACGAUGUCUACCCAUUGUCAACGCGUACAAGAUUGCCGCCUUCCCUUCGGUGCUCGGCAACGAAGAUCUCGGCCUGCCGUCAGCAACCAUUGCUGAACUACGGGGCUCCCUGACACAUGUGAUCCACUCCGCCUGGGCCGUGAACUUUACCGUGGGUGUUUGCAGCUUCGAACAACAACAUAUCAGAGGUAUUCGAAAUCUCAUCAAUCUCUGUCUGUCGAGUGAACGACCGUCUCCUGCCGAAUUCUACUUUUGCUCUUCAAUCUCCGCCGCAGCUGCCACGCCUCUCCCAGCAACUAUCAGCGAAGGGCCCAUUCCCGAGCUUGCACAUGCUCAAAACAUGGGAUAUGCCCGAUCCAAGCUAGUUGCGGAGCGAAUUGUCCAUGCAGCAGCCAAGACAACCGGGAUGGUUGCCAAGGUUCUGCGACUGGGGCAGAUUGUGGGCGACACCGUGACUGGAAAGUGGAACCCAACGGAAGCGAUUCCACUGCUGCUUCAAACCGCCAAGACGCUGGGAGUAUUGCCGGCUUUGGAUGAGACGCCGUCAUGGCUCCCUGUGGAUGUGGUCGCGAAUGCCGUGCUGGAGCUGAGCGGGAUCCUGCCGAGUGAUACCGCAAAGCGCCUUGUUUCAGACCCUGAUGUGGUGUACAAUGUACAAAACUCCAGAACCUUCCGAUGGACGGAAGAUCUGUUGCCUGCUCUGCGCGAGGCGGGAUUGAAGUUCGAGACCCUUCCCCAGAGACAGUGGGUGCAGCGGCUGCGGGAGUCUGAGCAGGAUCCGCAGAAGAAUCCAUCGGUCAAGUUGCUGGACUUUUUUGCAGACAAAUAUGAUAACGAUGCUCCUGGUCGCUCGGGAUUGUCUUUUGCGAUGGAGAAAACAGAAGCAGCGAGCCGUUCGCUAAGAGGGGGUGUGGAUCUGAUUGAUAAUGGGUUGAUUAAGAAGUAUGUAGAUGCAUGGGCACUAGUGUGGUGA